UUUUCGAUUUGUGGUGAAGCCGUGUGUCGCGUUAUUUAUCAUGGCAUAGAAAAAUACACUGAUUAAAUCUUUGAUACAGAUCGAUUUAGUACUCUGUUUACAAUCGCGCGAUAUCAACGUUGACAUGUAAAUAGAUUGCGUAGUCGGAACGCAUACGGAAAGUGGUGAUAAAUGGCGAAAAAUAUAGUGCAUUUGUGUGUUGUGUGAUAGUGGAAAUGGAUCGUCGGUGUUCACAGUCGGUCCGGACGCUGGUUUUCGACGAUUCAGACUCUGAUCCGCCGAAAACUGGGCAGAAGAAGGAUUUGUCUUCUUCUGUGGUGCCGCCGUCGUUGAACCAGAGCGCUGAAGAUGCAGGCAAGGGGUCGCGGACCAGCAACCUCGUGCGCAUGCGCCGAUCAGCUCUCGGCAAGUCGGCGCCGACGUUGUCCGUCCACGUGAAAGAACAGUGCACUGUAUCGCGACGGCCGUCCCGCCUGCCGCCGCCGCCCCCGCACCACAGGCUUUCGCUCGUGGUCGGGUCCGGCAGAUGCAGCUCGCCAGGCACGGGCCCGCUGUCUCCGGCGGAGGGCGUCCGCUUCACGCACUCGCACCACCCGCACCCGCUGCACCAUGCGCUGCUGCAGUCCAGCGUGAAGCGCGGCAAGGAGCUGUGA
Messenger RNA from Ostrinia nubilalis (European corn borer), 653 nucleotides. RefSeq lists its product as uncharacterized. The transcript is spliced from 4 exons. Bases 216 to 653 code for a protein of 145 amino acids. The record is from RefSeq and is a predicted model, not a curated record. NCBI's taxonomy places the organism in Eukaryota, Metazoa, Arthropoda, Insecta, Lepidoptera, Crambidae.